Messenger RNA from Aspergillus wentii DTO 134E9, 555 nucleotides. RefSeq names its product NEDD8-conjugating protein UBC12. The record is from RefSeq and is a predicted model, not a curated record. Bases 1 to 555 code for a protein of 184 amino acids. The transcript is spliced from 4 exons. NCBI's taxonomy places the organism in Eukaryota, Fungi, Ascomycota, Eurotiomycetes, Eurotiales, Aspergillaceae.
AUGUUGAAGAUAUGGUCGAUGAAACAACAACAGCAGCAGGCUGAAAAUGCAGAGGGAGCAGCAGGAAAGAAGAAGAAGAAGGUCACAGCCGCACAGUUGCGCGUGCAGCGAGACCUGCAGGAUCUGACGCUUGGAACCACGAUGAAAACGAACUUCCCCAACCCGGACGACAUCCUCAACUUCACCCUCACCAUCACGCCAGACGAGGGCAUGUACAAAGGCGGCGCAUUCCACUUCAGCUUCUCCGUCAACCAGAACUUCCCGCAUGACCCGCCCAAGGUCAAGUGUACGCAGAAGAUCUACCAUCCCAACAUCGACCUGGAGGGGAACGUCUGCUUGAAUAUCCUCCGUGAGGACUGGAAGCCCGUGUUGAACUUGAAUGCGGUUAUUGUGGGGAUGCAGUUCCUCUUCCUCGAGCCGAAUGCCUCCGACCCAUUGAAUAAAGAAGCUGCCGAUGACCUCCGGACGAACCGGGAGAGUUUCAAGCGUAACGUGCGAAACUCCAUGGGUGGUGGAACCAUCCGAGGCGUACAAUACGAGCGUGUCGUGCAAUGA